Molecule: messenger RNA, 1736 nt
Organism: Ziziphus jujuba (common jujube)
Lineage: Eukaryota; Viridiplantae; Streptophyta; Magnoliopsida; Rosales; Rhamnaceae
Exons: 1
Coding region: 171-1487 (438 amino acids)
Source: RefSeq, a predicted model, not a curated record
CAACAGAAAGACAUACUCGCUGUGCUAGUGGCCGACCCCAGAAGUUGCAGUUUUUCUAUCUUACACUCUCAAACAAGAGAAAAAGGGACACUAAUUGUAAUUUUGGCUCUCCUGCCACUAUUCUUUCAUUGCUUAGCUACUCUUUAUUUAUUGCUUUUUCAGGAAUCACAAUGUGCUUUAUUUCUUUAUAUUCCACAUGUCUCCCUCACUCUCUCUCCCUCACUCUUUUUCUUGUCUGUGUCUCUCUCUCUCUCUCUCUCUCACUCUCUUUCUCUUUCUCAUUUCAAAUAUUUACCAUCUGCUUGUAUAAAUCUCUCAGUAUUUUAUCCCUUACUCUUUCAAAGGAGGACCCCAAAACAGUAACUGAAACAACAUUAUUAUACUUUCUUUCUGUGGAGAUAUCCAUGGAAAAAACAAGCAGUGUUGCUGAUGAAGACAGAUGCUCUGAGCAAGACCAAGAAGAAGAUGUCUCACUCUGUGAUUUGCCUGUCAAUUUGAUGAAAGAAGGGAAUCAACAACCAAGUAAUUACGAAGGUGGCCAGGUUAUUGAAACAGUUCAUGAAGAAUUUGAUUUUGUUUCGGUGGGUGGUGGUUUGGAAAUGUGUGUGGCCGAUGAGGUAUUCUUUCAGGGACAGAUUCUGCCACUGCGUCUCUCAAUCAGCUCCGACAACGGGCUGUGUAAUUUCGGCCGGCAUGAUAGCCGGACCGCUAGCCGGUGCAUAUCUAGGUCCGAAUCCAUGGACCAUGGCUCAUUAGGCGGGUUCAGAAGCAUUAGCAGUGGAAGCAGUAGCUGCUGCAGCGGCCGAAGCUAUCAACACUCGUCCAGCACCAGCAGCUCUAACAAUUCCACCAUGAACAUCAUUACAAGGGUUACUUCCGAGUCAAGAAUCAGAAACAAUUUCCAUUCUCUCCCUAGUCCAAAACCCCAAAUCAGAGCCUCAAGUGCACGGCUUGAAAGAAUCAGUAGCAGAAAUCAAAAAUCUUCGAUUUGGGAUUUUUUCAGGAUGGGUUUGGUUCGGACACCCGAUAUAGAUUUGCAAGAGUUCAAGGUGGUUCGCAGUAAUAGCAGAGCCAAUAGAGCAUCGGUGAGUCGCAACAGCAGUGUUAAUAGUGAAAAUGCAACUGGUAGUGGUAUUGCAGCCACUAAUGGUAGCAAGGUGGAUGUGAAUUUGAACUUACAGGAUCAGGUCAAACAGAAGAGACAGAAAUUCUUAAGCGGAUGCAGAUGUUCAAUCGAAACAGUAGCUUCAAACGCUAUAAUCAUGAAGAACAGGAGUUAUAGUGCAAGUAAAACUAGUUGCAGUAGCUUUAAUGUGGCCAAUGACAGUGGGCAAACGCAUGCCAUGAAAGAGUUGAAGAUGAUGAGGAAGAAGCAAAAGCAAAAGCAGCAACAGCACCAGCAGCAAGGAAAGCAAGCUUUGUCACAUCACCGAACGUAUGAAUGGCUAAAGGAACUUUCGCAUGCAAACUUUCCUAUGUACGUCUAAAAGUUAAAGAUGGUGUAUGGUGGAUGGUGGGGUUAAUUUGAAUACAAAGAGUAUAAAAGAUCAUCAUCAUCUCCUCCUCAUCAACAAAGAAAGAAAAAAUGUUUUUUUUUUUUUUUUUUCCUUACACUUUGGGAACAAUUUGCUCGCAUGCCUCUUAAGUCUUUUGUUUAAUAUUUCUUUAUUAGCAUUUUGAUUUUUAACUUUAAUUUGAAUCAUUAGGAUGAAUAUAUAGUAUUUUAUUGUUUGAUA